GCCGUCUAGGAUGGGAGGUCACGUGGUAUAGAACUGACCCCUGUCAUGUGACUGUGAUGUCAUCAGGAUCGUUCUCCUUCCUCGCUAGAUACAUACUCUCUACCAUCCGGAGGAGGAAGCCUAUGGUCCGGGCUGUCCUGUGUGAGUUGCAGAGUACCCGUAGCUCCAUCACCAGGCAUGCUGACUAGGAGACACGCCAUCUUCCUUCCGCUGAGCGAUCCGGCCUGCGUCCUAGUCCUGCUGGCAGCAUGGGCUUACACUCCAGCAAAAGGUGACAUCAUAAGUCUAGAAAGUGGCAAUAUAGAUGAGCUUUUAGGUAAUGCGGAUGUCGCUUUAGUUAACUUUUAUGCGGACUGGUGCAGGUUCAGCCAAAUGCUGCACCCCAUAUUUGAGGAAGCUUCCAAUAUAAUUAGAGAAGAAUUUCCCGAUAGCAAAGUUGUUUUUGCCAGAGUGGAUUGUGAUCAGCACUCGGAUAUUGCACAAAGAUAUAGGAUAAGCAAGUAUCCCACGUUAAAACUGUUUAGAAAUGGAAUGAUGAUGAAAAGAGAGUAUAGAGGUCAGCGCUCAGUGGCUGCAAUUGCAGACUUUAUCCGACAACAAAAAAGUGAUCCAAUCCGGACAAUUGAAAACCUGGAGGAAUUAAAAACUAUUGAUCGCAGUAAAAGAACAAUAAUUGGCUUUUUUGAAAGGAAUGAUUCUGACAACUACAGAACAUUUGCAAAAGUAGCAAAUAUUUUGCAUGACGAUUGUGUCUUUCUUAGUGCUAUUGGGGAUGUUUCAAAACCAGAGCGGUAUAGUGGAGAUAAUGUAAUCUACAGGCCUAUUGGGGAAAAUGCUCCAGAUAUGGUAUAUUUGGGAUCACUAACCAACUCUGACCUUGCCUACGCUUGGACGCAAGAUAAAUGUGUGCCUCUUGUUCGGGAAAUAACGUUUGAAAAUGGAGAGGAGUUGACUGAAGAAGGACUUCCAUUUCUUAUACUUUUCCAUAUGAAAGAUGAUUCUGCAAGUCUAGAGAAAUUCCAGCAAGAAGUUGCUAGACAGUUAAUUACUGAAAAAGGAACAAUAAAUUUCUUGCAUGCGGACUGUGACAAGUUUAGGCAUCCUCUCUUGCACAUUCAGAAAAGUCCCGGAGACUGCCCUGUGAUAGCGAUUGAUAGCUUUAGGCACAUGUAUGUCUUUUCAGAUUUUAAAGAUUUAUCAAUUCCCGGCAAACUAAGGCAAUUUGUUUUAGAUUUACACUCUGGAAAAUUGCAUAGAGAAUUCCACCAUGGACCUGACCCAACUGAUGUCGCUCCAGGACAGCAAACUCAAGAUGUGGCAAGCAGUCCCCCAGAGAGCUCUUUCCAGAAAUUAGCCCCAAGCGAAUAUAGGUACACCAUACUGAAUAGGGAUCGCGACGAGCUUUAAUCAGAUCUGCAUUGGAAGCCUUAAAAACAUACUAUGAUGAAGUUCAGUACGAUCUAAAAAAAAUAAAAAUAAAAGUUAGCCUAUAUUUUCAUAAUUGUAUUUUUUAUUUGGGAUUAACAAACAGUAAUGAAUGGUUUAUUUUUAUUUGCUCCCACUGUUUGUAAAUAUGUAUGUUUAGUGAUUUCUGUACAAUCUUUUAAAAGAAAAGUAAGAAAAUGUACUUCUCUGAAACGACCUGUCCUGUUUCUUAGUUCAUACAAAAGUGUCAUGACAAUACGCAUAAGCUGUUAUAUUGCACUUCCCUCAUUAAAUUGGAUUUUUGGAUGUUU
Pseudophryne corroboree (corroboree frog) is the source of this 1736-nucleotide messenger RNA. RefSeq names its product endoplasmic reticulum protein 44 (gene ERP44). Bases 178 to 1407 code for a protein of 409 amino acids. Gene Ontology annotation, molecular function: protein disulfide isomerase activity. The record is from RefSeq and is a predicted model, not a curated record. Lineage: Eukaryota; Metazoa; Chordata; Amphibia; Anura; Myobatrachidae. Gene Ontology annotation, cellular component: endoplasmic reticulum membrane; endoplasmic reticulum-Golgi intermediate compartment. Gene Ontology annotation, biological process: protein folding. The transcript is spliced from 12 exons.